AAUCUUAUAACACAAUGUUAAUUUUUUAUCGGAAAUAGAAACGUUAUUCGAGCAUUUCCUAAAAAUAAUAAUAUAUAAAUAAAAAUACUAGUUUUCAAACACUGUAUGAAUGGCCGUGCUGUGAGCCAAUGGAGAAGCGCGGAAAUGGGUUGGGUAGGUCAUGUGGGGGCCCUGCACUUCCACUCUCUUCUUCAACCUCCGAAAAUCACUUCACUUUCCACCUCCAAGAAGCUCCAGUUGCUUCAGCCUUCACUCUCUCGCCGCUCCACGAUUUGCCCAUUGUCAUCUCGGAGGUUCAGUAUACAAGCUACUGCAAAAAAAGGAUUAAGCACUUCAGCACUUCCAAUUGUAGCAAGAAAGGAAAAUAAUGGAAAUCUUGUAACUGAGAGGUAUGCAGUAGUGACAGGAGCAAACAAGGGGAUUGGUCUUGAAACAGCAAAGCAACUUGCUUCUCAAGGCAUAAGAGUAAUUUUGACAGCCAGAAAUGAGCAAAGAGGACUAGAGGUCGUUUCAAAGCUCCAUGAAUUGGGUUUGCCAAAUGUAGUCUUUCACCAACUUGAUGUCUUGGACCCUGUCAGUAUCGACUCUUUGGCCAAGUUCAUAGCAGACAAGUUUGGCAGGCUUGAUAUCUUGGUAAAUAAUGCUGGGGCCUCUGGAGUAGUGGUUGAUGAGGAAGGAUUAAGGGCUUUGAACAUAGAUCCGUCCUCUUGGCUCUCAGGCAAGGCGACGAACUUGGUUCAGAGUGUGAUAAAGACAAACAAUGAGAAGGCAGAAGAAUGUCUCAACACAAAUUACUAUGGUCUUAAAGGAGUAACAGAAUCUCUUCUUCCACUGCUACAGAAAUCCUUGGGAGGAGCAAGGAUUGUGAAUGUCUCCUCUCUCAGAAGCGAAUUGAAGAGAAUUCCAGGUGAGCACAUACGAAAAGAACUGGGAGAUGUUGCAAAUCUGAGUGAGAAAAAGAUAGAUGCAUUGUUGAAAAGAUUUCUACAUGAUUUGAAGGAAGAUAGAUUAGAAGAAAAUGGAUGGACAAUGAUGCUUCCAUCUUACAGCAUCUCCAAGGCCUCAGUGAAUGCUUACACAAGAAUUCUUGCAAGAAAGCAUCCAAAAAUGUAUAUCAAUUGUGUUCAUCCAGGCUAUGUUGAUACUGAUAUCAACUGGCACACAGGAACAAUGACGGUUGAAGAAGGGGCUAGAGGUUCUCUCAAGUUGGCUCUUUUGCCUGAUGGAGGCCCCACUGGCUGCUACUUUGAUCAAACUGAAUUGGCAGAGUUCUAAGUCAUUGCUGCUAUGGUUUGUGUUAUGAUCCCACUGUUUCAUUUGGAACAAGGCUUCACUUUUCUCAUCUUCUUCUUCAAUUUUGUGUUUGUUUUAUCAAGUUGGCUCUUUUGUCAGAUGGAGAGAUUCCAUGGGAUGCUACUUUAGCCAAAUUGAAUUGACAGUGUUUUAAGUCAUUGCAGUUAUGAUUUAUGUUGUGACUCUGUUAUUUCAUUUGGAACAAAGUUUCAACUUUUGACUUGAUUAGCGACUAAGUUCCCAUAGGAUGGAAAUUGAAUGGGAAAAGUUUCAGCCCAAUUCAACUUCUUUAGUUUGUGUUUGUUCCA
This is a messenger RNA of Momordica charantia (bitter melon), 1601 nucleotides long. Its product is annotated as short-chain dehydrogenase/reductase 1. Lineage: Eukaryota; Viridiplantae; Streptophyta; Magnoliopsida; Cucurbitales; Cucurbitaceae. Gene Ontology annotation, cellular component: membrane. The record is from RefSeq and is a predicted model, not a curated record.